UUAGUCACCAGUGAGACCCUGUAGGAAAGAGGUUUAAAUCAGAGGGAUUUAAUGAGGGUGCUCUGUGCUUUCCCUGAAGCCAUGCCCUCCAGCAACUCCCGCCCCCCCGCGUGCCUAGCCCCGGUGGCUCUCUUCUUGGCUCUGUUGCUCCAUCUCUCCCUUUCCUCCCAAGCUGGAGACAGGAGACCCUUGCCUGUAGACAGAGCUCCAGGUUUGAAGGAAAAGACCCUGAUUCUGCUUGAUGUGAGCACCAAGAACCCAGUCAGGACAGUCAAUGAAAACUUCCUCUCUCUGCAGCUGGAUCCGUCCAUCAUUCAUGAUGGCUGGCUCGAUUUCUUAAGCUCCAAGCGUCUGGUGACCCUGGCCCGGGGACUUUCGCCCGCCUUUCUGCGCUUCGGGGGCAAAAGGACCGACUUCUUGCAGUUCCAGAACCUGAGGAAUCCGGCGAAAAGCCGCGGGGGUCCCGGCCCGGAUUACUAUCUCAAAAACUAUGAGGAUGACAUUGUUCGAAGUGAUGUUGCCUUGGAUAAACAGAAAGGCUGCAAGAUUGCCCAGCACCCUGAUGUUAUGCUGGAACUCCAACGGGAGAAGGCAGCUCAGAUGCAUCUGGUUCUUUUAAAGGAGCAAUUCUCCAAUACUUACAGUAAUCUCAUAUUAACAGCCAGGUCUCUAGACAAACUUUAUAACUUUGCUGAUUGCUCUGGACUCCACCUGAUAUUUGCUCUAAAUGCACUACGUCGCAAUCCCAAUAACUCCUGGAACAGUUCUAGUGCCCUGAGUCUGCUGAAGUACAGUGCCAGCAAAAAGUACAACAUUUCUUGGGAACUAGGUAAUGAGCCAAAUAACUAUCGGACCAUGCAUGGCCGGGCAGUAAAUGGCAGCCAGUUGGGAAAGGAUUACAUCCAGCUGAAGAGCCUGUUGCAGCCCAUCCGGAUUUACUCCAGAGCCAGUUUGUAUGGCCCCAAUAUUGGGCGGCCCAGGAAGAACGUCAUCGCCCUCCUAGAUGGAUUCAUGAAGGUGGCAGGAAGCACAGUGGAUGCAGUUACCUGGCAACAUUGCUACAUUGAUGGCCGGGUGGUCAAGGUGAUGGACUUCCUGAAAACUCGUCUGUUAGACACACUCUCUGACCAGAUUAGGAAAAUUCAGAAAGUGGUUAACACAUACACCCCAGGAAAGAAGAUUUGGCUGGAAGGUGUGGUGACCACUUCAGCUGGAGGCACAAACAAUCUAUCAGAUUCCUAUGCUGCAGGAUUCUUGUGGUUGAACACUUUAGGAAUGCUGGCCAAUCAGGGCAUUGAUGUUGUGAUACGACACUCAUUUUUUGACCAUGGAUAUAAUCACCUCGUGGACCAGAAUUUUAACCCAUUACCAGACUACUGGCUCUCUCUCCUUUACAAGCGCCUGAUCGGCCCCAAAGUCUUGGCCGUGCAUGUGGCUGGGCUCCAGCGGAAGCCUCGGCCAGGCCGAGUGAUCCGGGACAAACUAAGGAUUUAUGCUCACUGCACAAACCACCACAACCACAACUAUGUUCGUGGGUCCAUUACACUGUUCAUCAUCAACUUGCACCGAUCAAGAAAGAAAAUCAAACUGGCUGGGACUCUCAGGGACAAGCUCGUGCACCAGUACCUGCUGCAGCCCUAUGGACAGGAGGGCCUCAAGUCCAAGUCAGUGCAGCUGAAUGGCCAGCCCUUAGUGAUGGUGGACGACGGGACCCUCCCAGAACUGAAGCCCCGCCCCCUGCGGGCCGGCCGGACGUUGGUCAUCCCUCCAGUCACCAUGGGCUUCUAUGUGGUCAAGAAUGUCAACGCUUUGGCCUGCCGCUACCGAUAAACCCCCUUACACUCCCAAGUCCCCAGCGGGCCCGCUGGACUGCUUUCCACUCUUCCGCCUUAAUGGUAUCAGUUUUUUUCAGACGUCUUCUUAGCAACAAACCAGCCUCUGCUGCCCCAUCCUGCUGGAAUCAACAUUGACUUGCUCUCCAAAGAGACAAAUAUCCCAGUGUGAGCUUAGUCUAGGUAGGUCAUAUUCACCCCAAAGGGAAAUGUAGACAUCAUCUGUACCUACGUGAGCACAAAGGUACGAGUGUGGGGCUGUACGUGCCCCCAGACGUGCACCAGAGGAACAAGCCGGCAGCGCACGCCCAGGACAAAUGAAACAGCUCCCCGUGACCCCGGUCACACAGCAGUGUACCUGCAGACCUAGCCCGUGGCGGCUGCUCUCAGCAGAUGAGGGAGGAAAAACCCAGUGGCCCUUCAAAAGCCCAGUCCUCUUCUGACUCCUUUCCUUUUUCUGUUCCCUGCUGUUGCCCUGGGUUUCCUAUCACCUCUCCUCCCACAGGGGAGCAAGUGGGUGAGUCAGUGCUAGCCUGCUGGGCGAGCUGUUUAUGUAAUUUCCUGGCUGAUGUAUGAGUGUGUGCAUCUGGGUUUCUGACAGUGGCAUCCAUCACUGGCUAUUCCUCUGGGAAGCGGGUGCUUCAAAAGUAAAAUUGCAAUCAUACUCCAGGUUUUGUAAGAAGGUUCUAUUCCUCUGUGAAUCCAGAUUCCCCCAGGGUUGGAAUGGGAGUCAGGUAACAAUAUUCCUUGAGUGGAGAGCAAUGUAUUAGGCACCACAAAAAGCAAUCAUCAUCUGUCAUGUGGCUGCAAGGGAGAGAAUUUCAGCACAAAGAGAAAGUUCACCCACCACCAAACACACACAACACACCCUCCCCACAACUGAACAAAGCAAACAAUCAGACCUGCCUCAAAUUUGAGAGAAUAUUAAGAGCUUGUUAGUAGGCCCUUAAUGGUCUGGUUGACCAAAACCAUUUUUUUAAAUGGGUGUAAAUCAAAGGUCAUCACAGCUGUAAGACACAACUGAAGCUAACCUUUCUGCCUCUUCCCAAGUAGCUGAGUGCUCUGAACGGCUUGUACUAAGCAGAAAUCUAAUGCAGUCAUGAAAGAUGGCCAGGUCCGGGCUCUCCCAGGCCAGCUAAUUUGAGCACAGAACAAAGCGUUCAGUUCACCACGUUGGAGGAGGGGGAUCAGGGGGAUCUGGAGACUGAGGUUUGAUGGGGAAAGUGUGGAAUGGUAGGUGGGAGGCCCCCAGAUUGGGCAGGGGGUAUGGAGUGGUUUAAAGUUCACGAUGAGGGCCUUCUGUAUGACUCAGGAGAUUUGUGUGGGUCUUUGCAAACAAGCGGCAACUGAAGUGACUCUUUUCGGUGGACGUGAUUUUCUUUUGCAGGAUAAAUGACACGACUGGUGCUUUUUUUUCAGGAAGAGCUAUUAGACAGUGUCAUAGGGUUCCAGCAGAGUGAUACAACGUCUGUGAUGUGAAAGGAUGGAAAUGGGGCAGGCGGCAAGGCGGCCGAGGCCAGAGGCCAGGGAGACUGCCUGUGGAGGAGCUGAGAAGCAGGGCGAAGUCUGCAGAGUGAGUGAUAAGGAAGAUUAGGAAGAUUAGACAAGAGAGGAGGGAGCAGACUCUCAGCGUGAAGAACUGGGGUCUUGGGAGCGGGGAGCUGAUAAGCUCAUUUUACAUGUCGGGAGGAGAGCGGACUCGGUUUUGACAAGCUUAUUAUGAGGUAGAGGAGGCACAGCACAGAGGAGGUGUGUGCCCUGCAGAGCGGGAAGGGGCAGACCGAGGACCUGGCUGGACCCAUCAGCAGUGGCGCAGCCUGAGUCAGCUGGAGAGAGAGGAGCAGAGCCUGGCACGUCCCCCUCCCCACGAGGCUGCCCAGGGGUGCCCCUCUUCCCCGGAAGCUGGCACCUCCACCAAAGCUUCAGCUCUAGGAGGGAGAAAGGGAAGUGCCCAGACUGCGGGUGGAAAGACAGGGAAGAAGCAGUGAAGGAAAGUGAAGAAGAGAAAGGAAAAGAGAAAUGAGAGACGAUGAGGUUGUUUCCCCUCACUUUUAAAGCUUUGUGCGGAUAUCGAAGUCUCUUCUACAUACUGUGCAGGUUGUGGGCCCCUCACGUUAACAAGAGUAACCAGGGGUCCCCGGGUGGCCUCCGGGCUGGUUUGCUUUACAUACACAGCAGCCCCCAGGGAGUUACUAUUCUUACCCUCUUUUUUCCUCUGAGGCGUGGAGAGGGUCUGAAAUUCGCUCAGAGUCCCCCAGGGGAGUGGGUUACUGAGCUAGGAAUAGUCCAGAGCCAGUUCAUUUAACUGCCCAGCUCAGUGACUGCCCAGCUCACAGACUCACCCCUUCCCUGCUUCGUAGGUUCUGCUAAUUCAGUGCAGCCAGGACCUCCAGCGCUCCGUUCAGACACAUGCUCUGUGAAUAAGGGUUGACUCUUCACCAAAUCUCGAAACUUGCAGAAUACAGGCCGUCCCUGCUUCUUUUGUCUUUUGUAUAUUAAAUGCUGCUCCUAAGAGGUUUAAGUUUUGGUUUUUGGCUUUUGGGUUUGGGGUUUUCCUUUUUUAGUUAAUAAAAAGGGAGAAAGGAAUCAAUGAAAUUUGUCUUUGGAGUCCUGCGAUUCUAACUGCAACUGCCUCAUGGAAGAAGUAUUUGUAUUGUUCAAAGGACACCAAGAAACUCACUAUAACUGCACAUUCUGUAGGGAUUUUAGUACAGGCCAUCUGUCCUGGCUUUCUCAUUUUGGGGUGAGGGGUAAUUACUAAGUCAGCAGAGAUCGCUCCUUAUAAGGAAUUCACAUAUCACACUCCCCCAAAAAACAGCUUGUGGCAAAUCUCGGCAUCACGAUGCACGUCAGGGGAGCAGCUCGCCAGGCUGGGCCCCAGGACAAAAGAGCUUAUCUGUCAGCUUCCCCCGAUCAGAUUUUUCCUCUGAAAACAAGAUAUGGCCAAGAUAGUCUAAAGACUUAAGAGCCACUUUAUUUUAGACGAAAGAAUGACCUUGCAGAAAUGCUUCUCUGGACGCACAAUAAUGUAUGAUGAGAAGUUUGUGCCUUUUGUUGAGAUAAUUUUCUGCUCCUCCUGCCUCUAAGAAUAAUUUUCUUUCUCCUUUCCUAUCGCGAAGACUCAGAACAAAUUCUCAUUGUUAUUUGAAGAGUAAGUCUCAAUUCUUCUAGUGCCCUGAAAAAGCUGCAACUGGGGGAUAUUAGCAUUAUCUGCAACUGGUGAAAAGCUUGAAAACACCAGACCUGGGCUACAGUGAGACUAAGGCCUGGGAUUCCCAGAAAAGCAAUUCCCAAAGGCCACUCGCCAUCUGUAGCCCCAGCCCCUCCCCAGCAGUUGGGCAGUCCCCGAGGCAGAGGCAGAUGGGCCGCAGGCCUGUUCUCUCCCACAGGGCAGAGGUCGAUGGCAGAUUCUGCCUGAGAGGCGCCUAGCUCUCAGCACCGGGGAGCCUCUGCAGUGGGGAGGACCCAGCAGGACUGGGAACUGCUGAGCAGCCACGUGGUCCGGGCCAGGCCCAGCAUCUGCAGGUGUGCACUCAGGGUUCCUGUGUUUGGGAUGGAGGCAGCUGCUGGAUUCACCUUGGAAAUCCAGUGAGAGCAGCUUUACUUCUGAAAACAAAACGGGAAGUGUUUAAGCUCUGCAGAAGCCAAGGUGAACCAGGUGGAUGGCUCAGACAAUAAAACACUGGGACAGAGAAGGACUUUAAAAUUUUGAAAUAUCAAUAAAGCAAACAAAAAUAAUAGAGAUAUGGCCUGGAGAAGUCAAGGGAAGAGGGGCAUAAACACGCCCCCCUCUCCAACCUCAGCACCUCUGCCCCAGCCUUAGCGCUGCCCAGUGCUCUUUUCCACUCACUUCUCUGCAGUUCCACAGCCUCGCCUCUGCCAGCCAUGCUGUCCCCAGCCCAGAGCCCGGGGAAAUCUGCUGCACUGAAAGGGAGUUAAGUUUUGAUUGAAAAGUUUGCGAUCUUUUCUAAGGAUGUACCAGAAUUGCAAAUAAGAUAGUGAGGAGUACUCAAAGAGAAAUAGCUAUUAAAAGGCCCAAGAGCAUAAGAGUCCCUGGCUCUGAGUUCCAGUUUCUAUAACUGCUUUCCUAAGCCCGUCUCGGGUGGUGACUAGCUGGAGUGCUUGGAAGGACCAGAGCGGCAUAACUGGGACUUGAACCCAGAUCUGUAGGUGUCCAAAGCCUGCUCUCAUUGCACUGUGCUCACUCUUGUUGAUUGGCUGUGGCCAACAUUUUCCCACCUCUGUGUUGCCUACAGCUAACUUUCUUAAGUCCUGCUUGUGUCUACAGAGAGUACUAGCAGUGCGCUCGCCCAGGAGAGUUGAUCUUGGGGUUUGGGGGUGCCGCCCAGCCGCUCUGAUGACACAGGCUUGGUCAGUGUCAUUACUCCUGGAGGAGUGCCUCGGAGCAACUGCGAGUAGUGAGUCAAGCUGUGGCCAGCUGUGGCGUAGAAUUUUGCAUUCGGGCUCACCUCAGCCUACCAGCGGCCCUCCUCUCCCCUGUUUUUCUGGAGAACAGUUUAAAGGGCCACUCCCUCCACUCCCAUGCACCACAGCUGAUGGUUCUUGACGUUUCUAAGUCCCGGAGGUAAGUGGCAGAGUCAGUGGGCACCCCAACAGGCACUGCCUCUGAGCACUGCUCUCCCUCCCUCCACACCCAGAGGUGUGGAAGUUUCUCUUCACCUUCCUAGACUAAAUAAUAAAUCCAUUACCUAUUGCCCUAGGGUAGUGUUUGUAAAUAUCACUGUAAAACAAGAAAGCCAAAAUACAGCAAAGCAGCUGCUUUGGCACCCACUUCCUUCCAAACACCAGGGCAGCCCCCGGAGCCCAGGGAACAUGUGGGAGGGGCUGACCAAGUUCCACCUGACCUAUUCAAGAAUAAAUCCUCCUGUCCUGUGCACCCAGCAGAGAAAAGGGGGCCCUUCUUUACAGCCCACAUCGUGCAUAUUACUCUUCUAAUUAUUAGUCAUGAAAAUAUUCUAGGAUUCUUUUUCAAGCUGUAAAUGUUAUGUAAUAAGUUAUAUUUUUGGAAGAAGCAAAAAGAAACCUUAGUUUUAUUCAUCUGGAAGUUGGCAAAAUGAGUGCAGGAACACCUCCCAGGGAAAUGUUCUCUGUGCAGGGGAUUUUAACAGGUGUUAAUAUUUUCUUCCAGGGAACAGAUUAUAUUAAGGUUUAUAUGAGCCUGGUGAUGGCAGAGAGUUUGGGUCCUUGAGGUAGCUAUAUUUUGAGGUAAUGUUUUGUAAGUAAUAAAAUGUGGAUACUCUAACUGUCUGUUCUCAGGGUGUUCUGUGGUGGGAGGGAGGCCACUAUCGUUCAUACUACACCUCGACCUUAAGACCAACUGCCUGAUGAACUAACGUAUGCUGGGGAUCUUUGAUUUCGUGGUGUGCUACCCUCUCCCUCCACCCACUCCUCCACAAGCAUUGCUUCAAGUACUCCACGUGGAAAUAAAAUUGUAUUAUUCAAAUUA
Messenger RNA from Camelus dromedarius (Arabian camel), 7299 nucleotides. RefSeq names its product heparanase 2 (inactive) (gene HPSE2). The transcript is spliced from 12 exons. Gene Ontology annotation, molecular function: hydrolase activity, acting on glycosyl bonds. The coding region runs from base 52 to 1830 and encodes 592 amino acids. The record is from RefSeq and is a predicted model, not a curated record. Gene Ontology annotation, biological process: extracellular matrix organization. Lineage: Eukaryota; Metazoa; Chordata; Mammalia; Artiodactyla; Camelidae. Gene Ontology annotation, cellular component: membrane; extracellular matrix.